AUGUAUGACAAGGAGGCAUAUGACGGAUGUGAAAUGGAGACAACAGCUGAAGGCUGUAUGAAUGUGAAAUCAUGCCCGAAAGGUUGCCUCGUGAAAGCCACUGCACCUUCUGGUAAAGAUAAAUAUAUGAAAGUUGGACGAAAAUGGAAAGAAUUGGGGAAUAAGAUAACGUGUACGUGUGAACUCCAGAGUGAUCUCCCAACUCCACUUCCAGGCGCAUUACCCUAUCCUCCAAGGGCUAAAUGUAUCCUUAAGAAAGGUUGUAGGCUUCCUCCUGAUAAUGAUACGUAUUUACAUGUGAAGCAAUCUGCCGUGGUAAAUGGGGACAGUUGCAAAUGUGUGAAAGGUCCAGAAACAUCAGACCCCUAUCUGAAAACAUACUGGCACCUGGAGUGUGAAACACCAAUAUAUGCUCGAUGCGAUAUAAUUUCCAAUCCUGCUGGAGCCCCCUACAACUUGUCGGGAGCCGUUCACUUCAAGCAAAUCCCAAAUGAAAGCACACAAAUUAAAUAUGAUAUUUUGGGCUUUGACACGACUGAUAAUGUUACAAAACACGGAUUGCAUGUUCACGUUUACGGUGAUAUCGUAGAUGGAUGUCAAAAUGCAUGGGGUCACUUCAAUCCUAUGAAAACGACACACGGUAAUAGGCUAAACGAUCCAAAAGAUAGACAUGUCGGGGACUUAGGCAACAUAAUCGAAGAUCAAGAUGGAUUAGCUAGUGGAUUUUUUGUUGAUAGUCUUGUCUCAUUGACUGGUCCAUUCAGCAUCAUGGGGCGAAGUCUUGUGGUUCAUGUUAAUGAAGAUGAUUUGGGACUCGGAGGGAAUCCUGGAAGUUUAGUAACUGGGAACGCAGGUGGUCGACUUGCAUGCUGCGUAAUAUUUGCCAGCGAUGGGCACUUCUACCUGAAGCCGCGAUGGGGCCGGUGA
Molecule: messenger RNA, 927 nt
Organism: Owenia fusiformis
Lineage: Eukaryota; Metazoa; Annelida; Polychaeta; Sabellida; Oweniidae
Source: the annotation of a GenBank genome assembly